This is a messenger RNA of Guillardia theta CCMP2712, 4338 nucleotides long. RefSeq lists its product as hypothetical. The coding region runs from base 1 to 4338 and encodes 1445 amino acids. Gene Ontology annotation, cellular component: cytoplasm. Gene Ontology annotation, biological process: protein phosphorylation. NCBI's taxonomy places the organism in Eukaryota, Cryptophyceae, Pyrenomonadales, Geminigeraceae. The record is from RefSeq and is a predicted model, not a curated record. Gene Ontology annotation, molecular function: phosphatidylinositol binding; ATP binding; protein serine/threonine kinase activity. The transcript is spliced from 12 exons.
AUGGGAAGGCGACUUGCUGGCGCUGAUAGUGCGACAAGUGCCGCCAUGGAGGAGGACUGGUGCGGUGCCCCCUUCCUCCUGGACUGCUUCGACGGCGUGACGAUCUUCUCCAAGGAGACUGAGGGGACCUGGGGUACAGCACGUUUGUGCCUGAAGGACAUACGGCACGCGUCUGCCUUCGUUCGAAAGAUCUUGCCCCCUAAGGUGAUCACGGACAUAGUGAUCAAGUACAAGCUGGUUUCAUCCGCAAGGAAGGCAGAAGGCCUCGCGCAGGAUCUCAACAACUUGAGGCACCUCUCGCACCCUAACGUCGUCAAGUACUACAACGCAGUCCCCUACGAGCACAAGGGGAUCCGCCUGGGAGUGCAGGUGGUGUGCGAGUGGUGUGACAAGGGAAGCGUCCUUGACCUCCUCAAGUAUCAUAAGAAGCUCCAGCACAAGGGCAAGACUAGCCUGCAGGAGGAGGAGGAUGGUAGGAGACCGUUCCUGUCGACUGAGACGACGAGAGGGGUGCUGAGAGACGCGGUGAACGCUCUGUGUUACCUGCACGAUGUGAUCGGGCUGGUGCAUGGCGACGUCAAGGCAUCCAACAUCCUCUUGACCUCCUCUGGUCAAGCAAAACUUGCCGACGUUGGGCUGAAAGACUCCCUUGCUAGUGCGGACGACGAGAGCGAUCAAGUGAGGACAAGCUCAGGUUUGCGCAUGACGCGAGAAGAUCUAGGUGAAGAGGGCUGGGGGGUGACGAGCUGGUCUGAGGAGCUGCAUGCAGAUUGCUUUCACCUCGGCUGUGUGGCGUGUGAGAUGCUGACGGGGUCGCUCAUGGAGGAACGAUUCCAUGCAAGAUCCUUCUUCUCGCACUCGGAGCUGGUCAAGGAUCGGAUCAAAGUGGACGAGGUGAUGAAGGACGUGCGGAAGCGAACGGCAUGCCAGAGCUCCUGGUGCACGCAUUGCAGCGGCUGUGUGUUAAUCAACUUGGCUGCGAGAUUGAUCAGUCCAGGGGCGGAGAGGCGGAUGAAGGCGAAGAAGAUCCUAGAAGCCCUUGAUGAGGAGAACAUCGUCGUCAAGGAUGACAACCCGUCACAGAUUUCUUUGCCGCAUGAUAGGACGAGGGAGAUGUACGACUCUCUUGAAAUUCCUCCUCUCCUCAUCCCUUCAUCGCGCAACCACCGGCGGGACUAUGCGAACUCGCACCUCAAGGCGGACGCGGCAGGCGAGCUGCGCAAGUUUGAACUCGGAGCAGAGGCUGACAGGAGAGCAGAAGCAGCGAUGAGCUCGAGGGCGAAGGAGGAGCGAGGAGGUAUGAAGAAGAGGUCGACCCCUGCCCCUCACUUCCAGUCAGGCGCUAGGGGAAGAUCCGACCUCUCGAGCUUGUCGAGCAUGCGGGAUGUGGUCAAAAUGGUUCUCGAAGAUGUCGAAAGGCGAUCAGCCGGAGGAGGAGGAGGAGGAGGAGGAGGAGGGACGGGGGGACGGGGGUUCACUGUGGAUGAACUCGUCAAGUCGCUUGGAGAAGCACCCCACAGGAGAGCUUUCAACCUGGCAGACGACCAGCUGCAGCACGAGAAAUUUCUGUGCACGAAGCUCGCGGAGGAAGCAGCUGCUGUGUGGGCGGGAGGCAAGAAGGCUGCUGCUCUUGACCUUCUCCGACGCUCAAUCCUCCUCUGUCCAAGGGAUCUGCCCCUUCCUGUGCUCCGGCUCUGCGGGCAGAUGCUUGCACAGUUUGAACAGCAGCCAAAGCGACAGCAAGUUGGCGCGGAAGAGGAAGAGGAGGAGGACACGGUAGGGAAUGUAGAAGGCGGUGCUGCGAAACGGAUCUUGAGCUUCGUAGUCCAGAAGGAUCCCAGGGACAUCCAGUCAUCUCUCCUCCUGGCCCGGCUCACGCGCACAGCGGGAGAAGUCAGCGAGGAGGAGGAGCUUCUGUAUCAGGUGCUGGAGGAGCGACCACAUCACCGGGAGGCCUGGUACUCCCUCGCUCUCCUCAUGAUCAACCGCGGCGACCUCAAGGCUGCGGAAGAAUACCUCAGGAAGAGCCUCGAGAUUGAUCUCGAUUUCGAGCCUGCCGUCCAGCUCCUCACCUCUAUCCUCCUCAAGUCCUCGAGGACCGAAGAGGUCACAGAGCUAACGAGGAGGAGGGAGCAGGAGGAGUCGAGGAGGAACCAAGCGUCCUGGACGGGAUUUUCCAGAGCACACCAGGGAGUCUCAAUGGCACCAGCAAUUGUUGAGAAAGGGGCAAGAGGAGGAGGAGGAGGAGGAGGAGGAGGAGGAGGAGGAGGAGGAGGAGGAGGAGGAGGAGAUGUGGUGAUGGGUCAACGAGGAGGGGAUCGUUCACGUCCUCGACGUACACUCCGAGACUUGUAUGACGCAGCGAGACAAGAGCAGAAGAAGCAGGAGGACCAUGACGACGAGCAGCAGGAGAAGCAUCGGGAGGAGCAUCGAGAGGAGCAGCGGGAGGAGCAGCGGGAGGAGCAGGAGGAGCAGCGGGAGGAGCAGGAGGAGCAGCGGGAGGGGAAGCUGAGCGGGAGGCUGGAAAAGAAAGUGGAAGAGAAACUGGAUGCACGGCAGGAGCAGAGUCACUGGGUGGGUUUGCCUGCUCCUGCCCCUGCUCCUCCGUCCGCUGCCUCGUCGGAUGUGCCGGAGGAAGACUCGGAGUCAGAGAGGGCAGAGAGCUCGCGCUUGAACUGCAUCUCCUUCGUCAACAGCCUUGGGAACGUCGUACACGUGGUGGGGGCGAUGAACCAGCCGCAUCGCCUACCGGAGGACCCAGAGUUUGCGCAGGGGAAGUACAGAGACCGGAAGGAGUACAGGAGGGAGGAGGAGGAGGAGAUGAUGAGGGACCCCGACAGCGACGAGCUCAAGAUCCUCAAGAGGGUGAAGCUGAGCAUCGUGGCAACCAAGAAGAUCGACGGGACCCUGAGCAGCUUCGUGGGCUACGUGAUCCAGUGCGAGUGGGGGGAGGCGACGUGGCAGGUCAUGCGGAGGUUCUCCGAGUUCGUCAAGCUGGUGGAGCAGCUGGAGUUGAGGUCGGGGCGGAUGCACCUGAAGCACCUGCUCCCCCGCAAGGUGGUGUGGGGGAGCAGGAGAGAGUCGGUCGUGUCCGAGAGGCAGAAGCAGCUGGAGCAGGUGCUCCUCUUCGUCCUAUCCUACAACCACCACGAGAUACUCCAGCAUGACAACAACCGUAAGCUGCUCCUGCUCUUCCUCGCUGUUCCAAAGUCCCUCAACGAGGCCUCCUCGCUCCCCCGCGGAGUGCUGAGGAAGAACACCUCAUUCUCCAGCUCGGAGAUGGUGGCGAUAGAGGAGGAGGAGAAGUCGGACGUGAGCCAGCACGCUGGGAGCGUGCGGAGGAUCACGCUGACUGACGGGCAUCAUCUUGCUCUUUUCGACGACAACGGAAUCAUUCACAGUGAGACGAUAUUGGGUGCAACCCCGGAGAGGUGUCACCGUAAGUACAAGGGCAAAGGGAGGAGAACACAGGUGGGCUGGGGCUUCGAGGAGGAGGAGGAGGAGGAGGAGAAGAGGAGGGAGGAUACGCUUGACAGCAUGCUUGAGGCUGAGAGAGAAUUCUUUGCCUCCUUCUGCGAUGAGCAAGACCUAGAGGACUUGCAGCUUGGAGAAAAAGAGUCGGUGCGACGAGAAGGAGGAGAGGGGAGAGAGGGAACAAGAGCAGAAGGAGCAGGGGGGAUACAAGAAGGAGAGCAGGAGCAUGGGUUGAUAAGCCACCAGACAUCUCUUGACGAAGUUGAAGUUGCUGAACCUUUCAGCAAGCCGAACUUGCCACCUUGUUCGCUCAAGUCAGUCAACCAUCUUUCCGACGAGAAUCCUCAGAGAACAGACUUUAUUAUCUCACAAGCAUCUCUCAUCGCACAGCAACAAGCUGUUCAGCCUUGCAGGCCACCAGCUGACCACCUUGAUCCUCCUCCUCGUCCCUUUACAGAGAACCCGCAGGAGGAAGACAACAAGCGACCACAAGCAGCAGAAGGGCAGGUGGCUGCGGAGGAGGAUGAAGGGGAGGAAGAAUCGUUCAAGGAUCUGAAGCAGCUCGAGGAAGCCCUCAAAGACGCGCACCGGAGCUUGCAAGAGGCCACCCAGUCAGUCUUCCUCCUUCCAUCAGGAGCCGCGUAUGAGCUAGGGGACGAGAUCGAGGAUGCGGAGGAAGAAGAGCAACAGCUCCGGCGAGACUACAGCGACUUCGAGGCCACAGCAGGAGAAGAGCAGGACCCCUUGAGCUUCCGUGGUCCUUCUACUCCAUCCGACCUGCUCCAGCUGCCAGAUAAGCUGCUGGAGGAGGAGAGAAAUCACCCGCAGUUGAAUCCCAGGAUUGGAAUGCGGGUAGUGCUCUAG